AUGGCGAAGGCGUUGGAGCUGGGUUUGGAAGAAGAUCACCCCCUUGUGUUGAAAUCCAUCUCCAAGAAAGAAUUGUCUCUUCAUUGCCGUCGCCAAACUCGAGGCACUGAAAAGACAGCAACGUUAUUGCUUCAUCUUUUGAAAACGUUUGACGGCGAACAAGGACGAGACACGUUAGGUGUGUGCUACUCCUCGACUCCGAGAAAGUCUGGGACAUAUGGAAGUCGCAGGAAUGCCAUGUGUCCUGUAUACAAGAUCCUGGGAGUGUUCAGCUGAACACCCAAACAAGAACUUUGGUUUAAGGUUGGUAUACGUAAGGUAAUGAAUCUAUAUGAAAGAAAAAGUAUUCUUAUUCUUUACUACAGGCGGUAUUACCUUACCUGUGUUGCGCUGUGCACGUGGCUCAACGUCAUUGGAGUCUUUCCAUCUGCACUUGAACAAGUUAGUACCAGGUAAAAUGAAAUACAUCUCAAAUGAUCCAACAUUAAAAACAGUAGCAAAAAGAAAGCAAUGAUAUUUUUCAAAGGAAGGUAGUUUAAUUAAUAGACAAUAUCGCACUAAAUAUCAAUCAAACAACAAACACAAAAAACACUUUAAACAACACUUUAAAUUCUACUAUCUAUCUUAACAAUCUAGGUGGAAUGAUCACCAGAAGAACCUGGAGAAAAGAAUUCUCACCCGAGAAAUUCUUCCAUCACCACCAAAUACAACAUUAACACCACUCCCAGUCUCCCACCGUUUGUCUCGGUGCAUAUUCGAAUGGGACCAAGAAAACCCUGGACUCAAUGCGGCCAAAUGGGCCAAUAGAGCGGAACUUUCUGCCAGCGGUGUAAGGAAUCCGUCAACCGCGGCUGUGCGGAGUGCAGUUAGCAAGAAAGAGCUGGCAGGACACUCUAGGAGAAGAAGGUGAGGUGUAGAGGCAACCGAAGCGCUCACGCGCUGCUGGAGUCUUUUUCAAUGGCUACAGCCACAGAUGUUCUGGGAGUCGCCUUGUUCAGGGAUGAGAUGGUGACGAGCACAGGGGACAUAUCCCCUGCAUCCAAGAUCCGCCCGAAAUCCCAUUGUACACCGUGAUUGGCCAGACUAAAGAAGAAUGGAAAACCCUGCCAAUUUAUCGUUGUGCUCGUGGGGGUAGCUACCUCGCUGGAAAGCUUCCACCUUCAUCUAGCAAGGUUUAUUCCAGGUAACAUCAUGAUUAGCUGGUUGAUAAACAUAUUUUAUAGGUAACAUUGUAUAGGUAGAGUUGGUGAGUGCUGUGCAUGUGCAAAUUGACAUUGAGUUUCAAAAGAUACACAGACUCUUUGACGUAGCGAAUGCUGGGUUGAAAUCCCAGAUCUGUCCCAAUUGCAACUCAUGCUGACUGCAUUAUUUAGCUUGCAUGACAAGUAGACGCUAAAUAAAGAAUCUGUUAUGACAUUGAACUGAAAUGGUCAAUUUGCAUCUAAUUAUCAUGCAAACUAAAUUUGUCUAUUUCAUUCAAAAAAUAUUUCAAUUAAAUCUCCAGGAACAUCAGUAAGUGGAGUGUCAUUUCAAGUCUACCUGAUAGAUUGAUUGGCGCGAUGGAACCUGCAGCGCUUGUAAGACAGUAUGGAAGGUGCGGGCGAGAAAAUGUCACAAAGCUUUGACAUGUGGCUGAAGCAUCGUUUCAAUGCUUCGUCUUCUGUCGUACACAACAAACCUGCUCUGUCAAGCUUUUGCACCCCACCUGCAUAUACAGGAGAGAUCAUUGGUAUGUGAUACAUCUUCGCUCUCAGACUGGAGAUUGUCAAGGUGAAGUGCAAGAGCUUGACAAUAAAUCGAAGAGGCGGAUUUCAACAUGGCCGAUGAUGACGAAGAAGAUACGUUGGAGACUGACGAAACUGUGACUAUGCCAGAGCAGUGAUAGUGGUAAUGAGGUAAUAAUCCCAAUCAGUAUAUAUUGGGGUUAUUAACUCAUUGCAAUGGACCUGUUACUAUUUUAGUUUUAAUUUAAAACAGGAAGACGAGGAGGCAGCUGUCGAUGCAUUGGGGAUUCCAGGUUGGGAUAAAGUUGGAAAGCUUGCGUCUUCUUUGUUGGCCUUGGAUGGCCAUGUUACCGACAAGCAAGCAGCUGAAAUAACCCAGCUUUAUCUUAACCUGAGUAUGACAAGAAAGCUUUGGUGUUUCCUCCAAAGUUUAAAAAAGCCAAAGUUCGGUUUCUAAAAAAAAAUUGACACUGCUUGAAGCUGUUGGCACUGCAGCAAUGGCAAGGGCGCAAGCUAUAAUAUAACAAAUGCUAAACUGUAGCGGCAAAAGGGCAAAAAUAAUACUAAUUUUGGUUAAUAAACUUAUUAUUAGCAUGACAAAAUUACUGGAUGCUGAUUGGUUGAGAGGAGUACAAUUAUUUCAUUAAUGGUACUGCAGUACAAUUAAUGAUUUUCCCAAAACAAACAAAGUGGCGGAAAGGUAUUUUAACAAAAUACAAAUGUGAAAUGAAAUUGCCCUAGAGGAACUAGAUGAAAAUACGAACAAUAUAUUUUAUUAUUGGACUAUAUUUUAUUGUUGUACAUUUCAGAACUUUUGUUAAUGCCUAAUAGUGGACAAGUUGCACAAAGUCUUUCACAAAGAGUCGACCUGUAGAGGCAAUCGUGUUACGAUUGGCUGGGGAGGCAGUUAAACAAAUUAGGGCAAAAGGAUCUGGGAGUCCCUACCUUUCCAAGUGGAAGGUAGUAGUUUUACGGGUACACUGAGGAAUACUGUCGUCAACAGUCGCCUCUACGAGCCUACAAAUCUUCAAUUGUAUCCAGUCAAUGAAACUAACAAUUUCAAAAUGGUAAGUGUUUAUAAUUAAAUUAAAGCAAUCUACAUAGCCUGUGUAGCAACCGGGUUUUGGGGGGAGUGCUUGCGAGCAUGAAAAUUAGGGCUGGAGAACGGUGCGCGGGCGGUGAAAAACCGUCUGCCGGUUUUCCAUACAUUUUUCAAUUGCCAGUUCACUGCCCACUGGUGGACUGGAAAUACGUUUUGGCUAAAAAUGAUAAAUGACGUCAUCGCUUAUUUUAGUCGCAAGAUUUCAAUGUUGAUGUGCAAAUUGAAAUUGCUCGGAGCAAAUUGCAACCGCUUUUGACAAGUUACAGAAGCUACAAUAUUUUAAGAAUAUAUUUGGAAGUUUUCGUUGCCCAACAACUUGUACAAGAUUUAUAACGAAUUUACUCCGUAGAGUUUCACUUCGAACUAACGCAUUUUUAAUUUGUUACGUAUAGGGUCUACAAUGGAUAAUUCGUCGUAUCCUGUAUUAAGAACGAAGACGAAGUAAAACGCAAUGCAAUAAUCCGCGACUUGUUAUAUGGAUAAUAUUUUCCCGUUCUAUUUUUUUUUGUAAAGGUGUUUCCUUAGCUCUAGUUCUGGUCCAGCCCAAUGGCCUGAUUAUAAUAGGUACGUGGAAGCUAUUAUCUCACGAUUAUGUGAUGUUCACCCUGGACCGGAACGAUCUGGUGGUACGACAACAGCACGGUGGACCCUCAUAUGCAAGAGCUAUAAGAGCAUCGGAGAGUGCCUGGCCAAUAACGCCAAGGGAUCAAAAUAACGCCAAGGGAUCAAAAUAAGAAAUAUACUUUUCAUAUUAGGUACAACAAACGGGAGAAGAAAAUGGAGCGAGACGUUUUGAGGCAAGGAAUACGAUUACCUCUACCUGAGCAAGCAUCUCAAGACCCACUACCAUCAGCUACGCCGUUGCCUUCAUCUUUGGCAAUACCGGAAAACACAACUGGGAAAGUAAAAGGCUUUGUUAGACGUCCAGUACCACUACCACAAUCACCACCAGUACUACCACAGCCUCAUCCAAUUUCUUCUCAGUCCACAGUUAGUCAAUCACCAAGUCAACAGAAUCGAAGCCAGUUUUAUUACCAGAAACGGAAAGCGGAGAUGGAAGCGUCUGGGAUUUCUGUUAGGAAAUACCAGCGUUCGUCCAAACCCGUCACAUGUGACAAGUGCAAACAGAGUAGAGAUCCGGCUACACACAGGCAGUACUUCGAGAAUUGGUAUUGCUAG
Paramuricea clavata is the source of this 4005-nucleotide messenger RNA. Lineage: Eukaryota; Metazoa; Cnidaria; Anthozoa; Malacalcyonacea; Plexauridae. The record is from the annotation of a GenBank genome assembly.